CGAAUUGCUACUUUAUUUGCCUGGUUCGGUUUUUGUUGGCUAACGGCUCUUACUACUCGAAUCCGCCAUGGAUAUACCUUUUAAGCCCUGCUCUCUCUGAUGAAAAUCUUGUUCUUCGAUCGAUUCUGUUGAAAUUUCAGGAAAAAUGGGAUCUUUGGUCCCAUAUUUGGACCUCAAUGUCCUUCCUGAUCGAUUAGUCAUUCCCAAAAUCGAGCCUAAAGAAGAGCCUCUCGACCACCAACCUUGCUUUCCAUGCCCUAAUCCUAAUUCCGACUAUAAUUCCUACUCGAACUAUGGUCCUGCUCAUGAGCCCAUCUCGAGCUCUGAUCCCAAUCCUCCCCAAGAAAUCUCUCCGGUUUCGGAGAUUACUACCGAAGAAAGCGAUUUGUAUUCGGAGUUCUUUAGGAUUUCUCAGCUCUUUCAGUCUGCUUUCGCGAGGAAAUAUGGAGAUGGGGCGGUUCUUGAUCCGAAUCCGCAGGCAAUUGUUCCUCAGCCAGAAGAGAGUCAGGAGACUAGGGUUUCUACGGCUAUUGUUAGACACAAUAAGAUGAGAACUCGGUCUUCGGAGAUGGUCAGGCUUACAACUAUGGGGAUUGAGGACCAGAGGUACUAUAGGGAUGUAGUGCGGAGGACGAGGAUGCUUUAUGAAUCCCUGCGGGCUUUUUUUAUGCAAGAAGAAGAAGAAAAGCUACAAGGUUCGGGCAAGAGAUGGAGGCCGGAUCUGAAAGCUGCGUCUUUGAUGAGGGAUCUUGGCCUUUGGUUGAACAGAGAAAAGAGGUUUGUGGGCUCAAUUCCCGGGGUUAACGUUGGGGAUGUGUUCUUUUAUCGGAUAGAAUUGUGUAUCCUUGGUUUGCAUGGACAUAUUCAGGCUGGGAUUGACUAUGUGCCGGCAAGCCAGAGCUCGAACAGGGAGCCGAUUGCGACGAGCAUUAUUGUGUCUGGUGGGUAUGAGGACGACGAGGAUGCUGGGGAGGAGAUAAUCUAUACCGGUCAUGGUGGGCAAGACAAGUUUGCGAAACAGUGUGUUCAUCAGAAGCUUGAAGGGGGGAAUCUUGCAUUAGAGCGGAGUAUGGCUUACGAAAUCGAAGUAAGGGUGAUUCGGGGGAUCAAAUGUGACAAAAGCGUCACUGGUAAGGUUUAUGUUUAUGAUGGCCUGUAUAGAGUUCUUAAUUCUUGGUUUGAUAUUGGUAAGUCUGGCUUUGGAGUUUACAAAUAUAAGCUUGUAAGAAUUCCUGGUCAACCCGAAAUGGGCAGCUCUAUAUUUAAGGUAGCUCAGAGUUUGAGGAAAGAUCCUGUAUCGGUCAGACCGUCUGGUUACUUGUCUCUUGAUAUCUCAAACGGCAAGGAGAAGUUGCCAGUUCUCCUUUAUAACGACAUUGAUUCUGAUCGGGAGCCAAUGUCGUUUGAGUACAUAGUGAAGCCUGUUUACCCACCUUUUGCAUUUCAACAAAUCCAUAAUGGUGGAUGUGAUUGUGUGUCUGGUUGUUCUGAGGGUUGUUAUUGUGCCCAGAGAAAUGGUGGUAAGUUUGCCUAUGAUCGCAAUGGAAUUCUCUUGAGAGGGAAGCCUCUGAUAAUUGAGUGUGGCAGCUCCUGCCGUUGCCCUCUGAGUUGCCGGAACCGUGUAAGUCAAAAAGGUCUACAGAAAAGAUUGGAAGUGUUUAGGUCAAGGGAAACAGGUUGGGGAGUUAGAUCGUUGGAUUUGAUCGUAGCCGGUACCUUUAUUUGUGAAUACACAGGAGUUGUGCUCACCAGGGAACAAACAACAAUAUUUGCAAUGAACGGUGAUUGUUUAAUCUAUCCAAAUCGGUUUCCUGAAAGAUGGGCUGAAUGGGGUGACUUAUCUCAAGUGUUCCCUGAUUUUGUACGUCCAACAUAUCCCUCUAUUCCUCCAUUGGAUUUUGCAAUGGAUGUAUCAGGAAUGAGGAAUGUUGCAUGCUAUUUCAGUCAUAGCUCAAGCCCUAAUGUGAUGGUGCAAUUUGUUCUAUAUGAUCACCAUAAUAUAUUUUAUCCUCAUCUUAUGCUUUUUGCACUUGAGAACAUCCCACCUAUGACGGAGCUCAGCCUGGAUUAUGGGGUGGCUGAUGAAUUGAUGGGGAAGCUUGCUAUUUGUAACUAGAUAGUCUGAAGUGGUGGCACAUUUUGAAUGCGGACAGCACAGUCUUUUGCGAGAUGAUGUUUCAAGCUGUUUGUUUGGAUCAACUGAACUUUCUUUCCUUGAUAGUAAGCAUCAUUUGGACAAUUUGGGAGGAGAGAAAUGCUGGAAUCUUUAAAGAGAAAGAGAGGAGGCAUUGAUUGAAUGUAUAACCAUCAGAGUUGCCCAGUGGCUAAGAUCUCAUUAGAAGUUCUUGGAUUACUUGGUGGAUGAUAUUUUGAGGAAGUGGCUAGUACCUCUUCAAAGAAAGCAAGAUUAUUAGACCCUAGUUGCCACCAAAUGCUGGAUUCCUAAAUUAAACUUUGAUGGGAGCAGUAGAGGCCAGAGGGAAUCUAGGUCCCUCGGGUAUUGAAGGCAUUUUCAGAAAUGAGCUAGGUCAUGUGGUGGCACUAUUCUCAGGACCGAUUGACAUUAGUGACUCUUUGAAGGCUGAAAUAAAAACAGUUAUUGAAGGAACUCAGAGAGUGAAGGAUAUGAAUGUACAGAAAUUGGUCAUUGAAGGAGAUUCACAGUUGGUGAUUAACUCUUCUAAAAAUGGGAAAUGAUCUUUGGGUGUACGAAAAUGAGCUAAAAAAGUUUAAAUGGUUAACCAGGGGUAUAGACAUAAAACUUCACUGGGUGCAAAGGUAGGCUAACAGCAUGGCUGACUCCUUAGCAAAGCAAGGGGUUGGGAGGGAUCAAAUGUUUUGGCUUGUAAUACUUUUUUUAUUUUUUUGGGUAAACCUACCUUGUAAUACUUUUUUAAUAUCUUAAUGAAAAUUUCCAGUUACUGAUAAAAAAACAUCAUUCACUUUUGUUGUGAAUAAUGGUUAUAGAGUGGCUGCUUUUCAUGAUUUGAUCAUAGACAAUUACAUGACAAAUUUAGUAUCAGCAGUUAUCAAAAGCUCAAGUUCCUCUAUAAAGGUGAUUGUAACCAUGUUCAUCUUGUUUCACAUUUUUUCCUGUUUAGUUGGUUUUUAAUCUUCCUCAGCUCCGAAGUUUCAUAAUAGUUAAUACUUUUUUUCUACUUCUGGUUUUCUGAUUGGUAGCAAUGACAAUUUAUUAAUUUAUGAUGAAAAAUGAGUGAUACAACUUAAGAAUGUCUAAGCCAUCCUCUUUGAUAGGCUUGCCCCAGCUCUUUGUCCACUGGAAUGUCUUCUAUAUUUCAUUUUAUAUAUACAAUCAAACUCCUUGGGAGACAAACCUCCAUUACAACUGGCUUCUACCUUCUUCUACUUCUGUUUUCAGUAUUUUAUGCUUUGGAUUUUCUUUGUCAGACAGUUGACUUUUAUGUCAUUAUGUUAAACUUGAAUAUUUUGUUCCAAAGAACUUUUCUUUCCAAGUUCCAGGUUGAGUUCUCAGGUCAAAGAGCUUUUGAUACUCUGGUCCAAUAUGCUCUGGUACAAAUUUGGAUUGAUACUCUUCCAAAAAAA
Molecule: messenger RNA, 3564 nt
Organism: Nelumbo nucifera (sacred lotus)
Lineage: Eukaryota; Viridiplantae; Streptophyta; Magnoliopsida; Proteales; Nelumbonaceae
Source: RefSeq, a predicted model, not a curated record